AUGAAAAUGAAUAUUACUUUAUUAUUGGGGGCCCUCUUCUUAUUAAAUGGUGUAUUAGGAAAAUCAAAGAUAUCAAAAUGUGUAUUUUACGAUAAAAGAAAUUCUGAAUUAAAAAAUACUUUUUAUGUUCCAAGAGAUGAUGUUAAUAUGUAUAAAGCUACUAUUCAAAAAUUACUAACCAGAGAAAUUAAAAAUUUAGAUCAAUCAAUAAGUAUGAGUGAUGAUGAGAGUAAUAAUAAUAGUGAAAGUAACAUAUCCAACUUUGAUGAUAUAAAAGACAAAGGGGAUGCAAAAAAACGUAAAGAAAUAGAAGAAAAAUUAAAAUAUAUUGAAAAUUAUAGAAAUUAUGCUAAAGAUAUUUUAAAAAAUGUUGAAUUUAAAUGUGAGGAUGUAAGUGAUCAUGAAUCUAAAAUUAAAUGUAAUUUAUGUAUAUAUACAGAAAUUAUUAAUAAUAAACAUAUAAGACAAGGACAAGUUGUUCAAAUAUUUAUGAAUGAGUGUAUAUAUGGUUUUUAUUAUUAUGAUAACAUCAAUCAAUAUACUGAAAGUAAUAAAGCCGUUCAAGCUUCAGGGGAUAUUUCAGAAGCUAAACUUGAUGACAUAUAUCUUAACAUUACAAAAGAUAUAACUAGUGGUAGAACAGACCAAAUUAAUUUUUUCAAACAAGGAGCUAGCAAAUACCACCCAGUUUGUUGUGUAACUGAAUAA
Messenger RNA from Plasmodium vinckei vinckei, 708 nucleotides. Its product is annotated as conserved Plasmodium protein, unknown function. Lineage: Eukaryota; Apicomplexa; Aconoidasida; Haemosporida; Plasmodiidae. Bases 1 to 708 code for a protein of 235 amino acids. The transcript has a single exon. The record is from RefSeq and is a predicted model, not a curated record.